GGGGCGCAGUCGCGAGCAGAACGAAGCAAUGGAUCGUCAGCCCUUUCCCGAAUAGCGAAGCAGCACUGCAGCAAAAGCUAUUUUUACAGAUCAAACUGUGUUGUUGGCGACAGUAAUCUGUAAAGCGAUUGAGAGCUGUAGUUCAGCAGAACUGCUUCAGUAAAAACACUUUUCCACAUUCGUGCAGCAUUAAUGGUAAUGCAUGCAACGAAUCCAUCCAGAGUCAAUGAUGGGUGUAAUGAUCGAAGAGAUCCUCAAGCCUGCCAGUCUGUCAAAAACCAUUCAAAGGCUCAUUCAGCAAAUGACCAUCGGCAUGAGAAGAUGCGAGACUCGUCAGACUCCACACCACCAACUAAAAUGCUGCGGCGAUCGGACAGUCCAGACAAAAAGCACAGUGACGGGACACACAGCCAAACUACAGCACUGCACAUUCAUCGGCCCCGAGAGAGGGAGAGCGGCAUCAGUUCUUCUCCUCAAGAAAACUCCCAUCAUGUCUCGAGCUCUCACCCUCAUCAGAACAGAACUUCAGAGAUCCCUCGUGAGCCAGCAGAUGACUGGUCAGAGCACAUCAGUUCCUCUGGGAAAAAGUACUAUUAUAACUGCAGGACAGAGGUCUCUCAGUGGGAGAAACCUAAAGAAUGGCAGGAGAGAGAACAGAGACCAAGAGAAGGUUCAAAGACUGUGGUUAACAGCUUUCCCAAAGACAGAGACUACAGACAAGAGGCAAUGCAGGCCAGUUCCACAAGUGCCCUCAGUAGUACAAAAUCAACUCUAGCGGAGAAGCCGAUAUCAAACUCCAGUUAUUCUCAGCCUUCUUCCAUAAACCCCUCCAUUACACCCAGCUCCUCUUCGUCCUCCACGGUGCCUGUGUCUCCUGCCUUGCAGGCUUCAGCCUCCACUCUGCUCCAGGACCCAGCACUCCUCCGACAGCUGCUGCCUGCACUGCAAGCCACCCUGCAGAUGAACCAUGCCAAUGCUGAUAUAAGCAAAAUCAAUGAAGUCCUCACAGCUGCUGUCACACAAGCUUCCUUGCAGUCUCUGCUUCAUAAACUUCUCACUGCUGGAACGUCAACUUUCAACAUCACUACUCUGCUUUCCCAAGCUGCUCAGUUGUCCACACAAGCUCAACAGUCCGGUCAGUCUCCCAUGUCACUGGCUUCAGAUGCCUCUUCACCGAGGUCGUAUCUGUCUCCUAGAGUCAGCACACCUCAGACCAAUGCUGUCUCUAAACCUUUGCACAGCUUUGCAACCCUCUUCUCUCAACCAAAGGUUACUGCAUCAAUUCAGAGAUCAGGAUCAACAUCCCAGCAGUCAACCAACUCUGACAAACAAUUCAGUGAUCCCCGUCUUCACAGGCAAAUCAGUCAAGAGAGUAUGUUGGGCUCUAAUAGCAGUGCGGGUAGCAGCAGCAGCAGCAUCAUCUCUACCCCAGUCAGCACCCCUCGAACCCAGAGCACUUUCACUCCUUCUCUAGUGUUGCACUUUGAUGAAAAUCUCAUCAGACAUGUUCAAGGCUGGCCUGCAGAACAUGUAGAGAAGCAGGUGUCACGGCUGUGUGAGGACAUCCACAACAUGGGAACCCUCUACAUGUCAGAGAUCUGCACUGAGCUGAAAAACCUUCGCUCACUAGUGAGAGUGUGUGAAAUCCAGGCCACAUUGAGAGAGCAAAGAAUUCUGUUUUUGAGACAGCAGAUCAAAGAACUUGACAAACUGAAGAAUCAGAAUUCCUUCAUGGUUUGAGAGAUCAUGAUGGAGCUCAUGGCACUCUCUUCAAAUUAGUCCAGCCACUGGCUCUCAGGACCCCUGCUCUGAGCCGAGCUCUCAGAACCGCAGUUGAACUAUUGGCUGUAGUGCCUGAAACAGGACUGAGAGAAGGGAAGCUGACAAACAUGCUUAUCAAGGCACAAUAAAGUCCUGAUAUCAUAAAUUAAUUUGAAUAUCCUUUGAUGUACAUCACUUCUCUAUUCUCCAAUCCACAUGUGAUGAGAUAUGUGCAGAGAAGCACUCUCCAACCAAGAGCAACCUUUGAGGAAUCACACUGUACAUUGGAUCUGGUGAUUCAUGUGGUGGUUCUUCAAGGUUUUGCUUAUGGAUCCUAAAGUUCACUGUCACACUGAAGGUUUAAUAUACCUCCGUCCCGCAGUGACUGACAGUGAUUUUGAAUAAUGUCAGAAGGGCUAUCAGUGUACAAGGACAUUUCCAAAUGUGGUGUUGUUAACAAAGUGACCAAUUGAAAUAAACUCAAUGUACUUCUGAGUAUUCAUUCUUAAACUUUAGGCAUAACAUGCUGAUUCUCAGCAGGAUUAUAUAGAACUUAUAAAUUAUCUUCCUUAAAUCGCAACAAGCUUGUUUCACUAAGAAAAACAAAAGCGGUGCUAAGGAUUUCUGAACUGAUGACAGGCACUUAAAAGCUUUUGCCGUUGUGGUACAUGCACAUUUUCCAAGAUAAUGACCCUGGUAAAAUGGUUUGGUCACUAUAUGCCUCUAUUGUCUCUGUUAUGUACAAUUAACACAUCUAACUUAGAUUACUUUCAUGCUGCACCCCAGCACUCUUGAUUAUUUUUGCAUUUUUGUAAUCAUAUAGAUUUGCUCAGCUGUACUUUAACUCAUAGAUUUGAGUUAAGCUAUUCCCUUAUUUCCCAAGUUUAGGAUGAUGCAGUGAAAAGAUUCUGUAUUUCAUUCAUGAGCUAAUGUUGCACAUCAAAAUUGCACCCUUCAAGUAUGGAAUAGGACCAUGGGCCUGUGCAAGCCGGCCAGCGGGGCAGAAUAGGGAGAACCAGAUCAUGUUUUUCUCGGCUUUCACAUAAAAUAUCAACAAGUUCUUUGAAAAUUCUGUAAGCAUUUACUCAAUUUGUCAGUUUGUGUGUGACAAGAAUGCAAAAAGGGGCAUCCUUUUAGAUGUUUGCAUUCAUAGUUUCUGAUCCACUAUCCUUUCUGUCUUCACUGCCCUCCAGUGAGCAGUUUGAGCUUAGACGAAUUAAAAUGCUUUCGACUGUGUAAAUGAAGAUCACUGUCAGACUAGUGAUGGUAUGUUGCUUUGUAAAUUAUGGUUUCUAAAAGUUACUGGAAAUAAACAUUUACCACAUUA
Molecule: messenger RNA, 3088 nt
Organism: Xyrauchen texanus (razorback sucker)
Lineage: Eukaryota; Metazoa; Chordata; Actinopteri; Cypriniformes; Catostomidae
Product: WW domain-containing adapter protein with coiled-coil-like
Exons: 13
Coding region: 193-1740 (515 amino acids)
Biological process (GO): regulation of autophagy; positive regulation of TORC1 signaling
Cellular component (GO): nucleus
Molecular function (GO): RNA polymerase II complex binding; chromatin binding
Source: RefSeq, a predicted model, not a curated record